Messenger RNA from Astyanax mexicanus (Mexican tetra), 8110 nucleotides. It is a transcript of the gene atp2b2, whose product is annotated as ATPase plasma membrane Ca2+ transporting 2. Gene Ontology annotation, biological process: regulation of cytosolic calcium ion concentration; calcium ion transmembrane transport. The record is from RefSeq and is a predicted model, not a curated record. Lineage: Eukaryota; Metazoa; Chordata; Actinopteri; Characiformes; Acestrorhamphidae. The transcript has 24 exons. Gene Ontology annotation, cellular component: postsynaptic density membrane; intracellular membrane-bounded organelle. Gene Ontology annotation, molecular function: P-type calcium transporter activity; PDZ domain binding; ATP hydrolysis activity. Bases 695 to 4549 code for a protein of 1284 amino acids.
CCGUUCCGCAGGGCUGCCCGCCCCCACCUUCCCCACCACUUCCCCUGUCCCUUCUUCGCUCCCCUGUCGCCGGCUCACAUGGUACAGGCUGCAUGUGCAUGCGCCUCCUGCCUCAUCGAGCCGGGGCUUGCUGAGGCUGUACAGAUGCUGAGCAGUGAUUACUCUUCUCUAUGAACCGAUUCUUUCCCAGAUUUGACGUUAGAUGCUGAUCAUCCGUCCAAGAGUAAUGGAGAGGAUCACCAUGUAGACAGCAGCCGAGCAGAGGACGGGUAAGAAUGGGAAACCGCGUAUGGAGCGACGCCGGACUGCAGCCGUGGUGAGCGCGGGCAUCCUCCUCAGGACCUCAGCCGGGCUUCCCUGGACAGCCGGCCGGACGCUCCGCUUUCUGUCCUAAUACAGAGGAGCCUCUCCUUCAGUCUCAGACACUGGACUGGAUUUGUUUUUUCUGCCUUUUUGUUUUUUACCCUUUUUACACAUUUUUGCGGGGUUGUCGUCUAUCCGUCUAUCUAUGAGCUCAGAUUCUUUUUAUUCACAAUCCCGUUAUUCCGUCAUUCCCGUUUUUCUUUACUCGGUUUGUGCUGAGAUCUCUUCCCCCUAGCCGCCCCUAGAGGCUCGCUGGCCGUGCAGCAAAGCCUCUCUGUACCUUCCGAGACCUUCAAACCGAGCCGAGCAAUCCAAGCAAUACUCCGCCACCAUGGGGGACAUGAGGAACAGCGAUUUUUACGCCAAGAACCAAAGAAACGAGGACAACCAUGCCGGGGGCUUCGGCUGCACUCUGGAGGAGCUUCGCUCACUCAUGGAGCUCCGCGGAUCAGAGGCUGUGGUCAAAAUUCAGGAGGACUAUGGGGACAUGGAGGGACUGUGUCAGAGGCUGAAAACCUCGCAGACGGAGGGUCUGACGGGAAAUGUGACCGACCUAGAAGAGAGAAGAACGGUCUACGGGCAAAACCUUAUACCUCCAAAGAAGCCAAAAACUUUCUUACAGUUAGUGUGGGAAGCGUUACAAGAUGUGACCCUUAUCAUCCUCGAAAUCGCAGCCAUUAUCUCCCUGGGACUCUCGUUUUAUCAGCCCCCCGGAGAGGGCAGCGAAUCUUGUGGGGCGGCGAACGCUGGUGCGGAGGAUGAGGGGGAGGCGGAGGCCGGAUGGAUUGAAGGUGCGGCUAUCCUGCUGUCGGUGGUCUGCGUGGUCCUCGUCACCGCCUUCAACGACUGGAGCAAGGAGAAGCAGUUCAGAGGUUUACAGAGCCGCAUCGAACAGGAGCAGAAAUUCCAGGUUGUGCGCGGGGCGCAGGUCAUCCAGCUACCAGUGGCGGACAUUGUGGUCGGUGACAUUGCACAAAUAAAAUACGGUGACCUACUUCCAGCUGAUGGAAUCUUGAUACAAGGAAACGAUCUGAAGAUAGAUGAGAGUUCUCUAACGGGAGAGUCCGACCACGUCCGAAAAUCAGCCGACAAAGACCCCAUGCUUCUUUCUGGUACCCAUGUGAUGGAGGGCUCAGGUCGGAUGAUGGUCACGGCCGUCGGUGUGAACUCUCAGACCGGGAUCAUCUUCACCCUGCUGGGAGCCGGCGGAGAGGAGGAGGAGAAAAAAGAAAAGAAAGGUCAGGCAGUGGAGGAUGGCCAACAGCUGGCAGACUGCUCCCAUCCCUCCUCCCACCCCAUCGCAACUAUAGCUACCGAUGGUGCUGCAGGCGCAAAUGCCCCUGGUAAUACCAGCCUAGUCAAUGGUAAAAUGCAGGAUGGAAAUAUGGAGAACAACCAGACCAAAGUUAAGAAGCAGGAUGGAGCCGCUGCGAUGGAGAUGCAGCCGCUGAAGAGUGCGGAAGGUGGAGAAACAGAUGAGAAGGAGAAGAAGAAGUCCAGCGUCUCCAAGAAAGAGAAGUCCGUCCUUCAGGGCAAGCUAACCAAGCUGGCCGUGCAGAUCGGCAAAGCAGGUUUGCUGAUGUCUGCCAUCACGGUCAUCAUCCUGGUGCUCUACUUUGCCAUUGAUAACUUUGUGUACCAGAAGAGGCAGUGGCUGCCGGAAUGUACUCCCGUUUACAUCCAGUAUUUCGUCAAGUUCUUUAUCAUCGGUGUGACUGUGCUGGUGGUGGCGGUUCCUGAGGGCCUCCCAUUGGCUGUCACCAUCUCCUUGGCCUACUCUGUCAAGAAAAUGAUGAAGGACAACAAUCUGGUUCGUCACUUGGACGCCUGUGAGACCAUGGGCAAUGCUACGGCUAUCUGCUCGGACAAGACCGGCACUUUGACCACUAACAGGAUGACUGCAGUGCAGUUUUACACGGGGGAUGUUCACUACAAAGAGAUCCCGGACCCCAGCUCCAUCCCACCCAAAACCCUGGACCUGCUGAUCCAUGCUAUAUCCAUCAAUAGCGCCUACACCUCUAAAAUCCUGCCUCCAGAUAAGGAGGGUGGUCUCCCCAAGCAGGUGGGCAACAAAACAGAAUGUGGCCUAUUAGGACUGGUUAUAGACCUGAAGCGAGACUACCAGCCCAUCCGGAACCAGAUCCCAGAGGAGAAGCUUUACAAGGUCUACACCUUCAACUCUGUCAGGAAGUCCAUGAGCACUGUAACCAAACUUCCAGAUGGCAGCUUCAGGAUGUACAGCAAAGGAGCCUCUGAGAUUGUCCUCAAGAAGUGUUCUCGUAUCCUGAAUGAAGUGGGAGAGCCACGGGUUUUCCGGCCGCGGGACCGAGAUGAGAUGGUGAAGAAGGUGAUUGAACCGAUGGCCUGCGAUGGACUCAGGACCAUUUGUGUGGCGUACCGUGACUUCCCCGGAAACCCCGAGCCUCAGUGGGAGGACGAGAACAACAUUGUGUCUGAUCUGACGGCGAUCUGCGUGGUCGGAAUUGAAGAUCCGGUCAGACCAGAGGUACCUGAAGCGAUCAGGAAGUGUCAGCGAGCCGGAAUCACAGUGCGGAUGGUGACUGGAGACAACAUCAACACAGCGCGGGCCAUCGCCAUCAAGUGUGGUAUCAUCCAUCCUGGAGAGGACUUCCUGUGCAUUGACGGGAAAGAGUUUAACAGGAGGAUCCGGAACGAGAAGGGAGAGGUUGAGCAGGAGCGCAUUGAUAAGGUGUGGCCCAAACUCCGAGUGUUGGCCCGAUCCUCUCCAACAGACAAGCACACACUCGUUAAAGGUAUCAUUGACAGCACCAUGGUGGACCAGAGGCAGGUGGUGGCCGUGACCGGCGACGGGACCAACGAUGGACCUGCGCUGAAGAAAGCAGACGUGGGCUUUGCCAUGGGAAUCGCUGGUACAGAUGUGGCCAAAGAGGCAUCGGACAUCAUCCUGACAGAUGAUAACUUCUCCAGUAUUGUGAAAGCCGUGAUGUGGGGACGCAACGUCUACGACAGCAUCUCCAAGUUUCUGCAGUUCCAGCUGACUGUCAAUGUGGUGGCUGUGAUUGUGGCCUUCACUGGAGCUUGCAUUACACAGGAUUCUCCUUUGAAAGCUGUUCAGAUGCUCUGGGUUAACCUGAUCAUGGAUACGUUUGCCUCGUUGGCUCUGGCUACUGAACCUCCUACUGAAUCUCUGCUCAUGAGAAGACCCUAUGGUCGCAACAAGCCCCUCAUCUCCAGCACCAUGACAAAGAACAUUCUGGGACAUGGCAUUUACCAGCUCAUCAUCAUCUUCACUCUGCUGUUUGUUGGUGAACAGAUCUUCGAUAUAGACAGUGGCAGGAACGCCCCUCUGCACUCUCCUCCCUCCGAACACUACACCAUCAUCUUCAACACCUUUGUUAUGAUGCAGCUCUUCAACGAGAUCAACGCCCGCAAGAUCCACGGCGAGAGGAACGUGUUUGAUGGAAUCUUCAGAAAUCCAAUCUUCUGCUCUAUUGUUUUGGGGACUUUCGCCAUUCAGAUUGUGAUCGUGCAGUUUGGAGGGAAACCAUUCAGUUGCUCUCCUCUGGAUCUGGAGAAGUGGAUGUGGUGCGUGUUCCUUGGACUGGGAGAACUGGUCUGGGGACAGGUGAUAUCGACCGUUCCCAACAGCAAGCUGAGGUUCCUGAGGGGGGCGGGGCAGCUGACGCACAAGGACGACAUGCCGGAGGAGGAGCUUAAUGAGGACCAGGAGGAGAUCGAUCAUGCUGAGCGUGAACUCCGGCGGGGCCAGAUCCUCUGGUUCCGAGGCCUCAGUAGAAUCCAGACCCAGAUCGAGGUUGUGAACACGUUCAAGAGCGGGACUUCCUUUCAGGGGGCACUGAGGCGCCAGUCCUCCACCACCAGCCAGAAUCAGGAUAUCCGAGUGGUGAACGCAUUCCGUAGCUCGCUGUACGAAGGCUUGGAAAAACCCGAAUCCAGAACCUCCAUCCACAACUUCAUGACCCACCCAGAGUUUAGAAUAGAGGACUCCACGCCCCACAUCCCCCUCAUAGACGACACCGACAUCGACGACGAGGCCGCCAGGAAGAACUCCAGUCAGCCGUCGUCCCCCAACAAGAACAACAACGCCAUCGACAGCGGUAUAAACCUGACCACCGACACCAGUAAAUCUGCUGCCUCCUCCAGUCCCGGGAGCCCCCUUCAUAGUCUGGAGACAUCACUCUAGCCCCUCACUCACUCCUCACUCAACUCAAUGCUCGCUCGUUUGUGAGGGAACAUCGAAUACGUCACUGCGUUCACCAUGUACACUACGUCAAAGACUGUACUGUACGUUUAAAAUAUGAAAAAAAAAAAAGUGUAACAAACAAAAAAGAAAACCAACGUGCACAUUCGCAUAACGAGAACAUGUGCUGCUGACUAAAGAACUGAAGAACUGACAUGAAGAAAGACGUGGUCCUAAAAAAACGCCACGUUUUUGUUUUUUUUCCGUCAUUGAUGUUGAUGUGUUUUUUUCUUUUUUUUCUCUGCUGAAAAAAUACUUCAGGAGAACAAGAGAACUUUAGGAUUUAGGAUGUUUGAUUUAGGACGUUUCUGGAGCCACUUGAAAAACAGCAUCCAGUGUAAACGGACCACUACCUUACUUCUUCUUUUUUCCUUUUUUUCCUAAGAAAGCGACAACUACGACGGACUACGAGAAGAAGAUUUUAUUUAAAAUCAUAUUAUUAAACUAUAUUAAAAAUCGCUCCUGCAUGAAUGUACAUUACCUGAGUUUUUAUUUGGAAACUUUUUGGGCUUUUAUUUGACUUUGGAUUUAUUGGAUUUGGAUUGAUUUUGGUGGGAAGUGCCGUGGACUGCUACUUUAAGACUUAAGCUUGAGUUUAAGUUUUUAAGCUUGAGCUUAUCCAAUUCACUGAUCUCUCUGAGUCUCGUGUGUGGCAUGUACCUAACUGUAUAGAUUUAUCGGGUUAACGGAAUAAAGCGUGUCGAGGUCGCAGGGGCUCAAGUUGCACAGUAGAAUUUGCACCUGUUGGAAAAAAGAGGAACCUAUGGGAAAUAGCAUUUAUUGAAAUAUUAUAUAUAUAUAAAUAUAUAUAUAAAUUCCUAAAUAUAUAUAUAUAUAAAUAUAUACAGAGUUUAUCUUUGUUGGCAUGUUGCCUUGUUUCUGCUUCAAUGACUCUUAACUACUUUAACUUAUUUAUGUCCUAAAGAGAAUGUAAUUUGUUUACAAAAACCCAUAGAUAACGUCCUGGUUUCUUUGUAGGGUUCAAAACCAUAUGACAGACGUAGUUGGAGAUGAAGAGUUGCGUUAAUAUUGGACUGUAGGUGUUUUAAUACGAACUGUGUGCUGGACUUGCCUGCUAUUUUGUCAAAUACUGUAGAUAUUUUUAGAGGAUUACAAAAAGACAACCAAAAUAUAGUGGGAUCAUAUAUAUAUAUAUAUAUAUAUAUAUAUAUAUAUAUAUAUAUAUAUAUAUAUAUAUAUAUAUAUAUAUAUAAUUAACGUGGCAUCUUAGUAUUAUUAUUAUUAUUAUACCAUUGAUUGUCGGGGAUGAACUUAAGUGAGCAGAUCCCUUUUUAAUUUUUGUCUUUUUUUUCAGUGCUUAAUAUGAACUUUUUGGUCCGUCUCGAAUGCGAGCCUACACUUCAGGUUGGAUUUUGAACCUCGGAUCCUCGGAUUUCUUUAGGUACACCGCUUACUCACUGGGAACGGGAAUAGGAAUGGGAAUGAAGGCGCUCUACUUUUCCAAUCCUUUCUAAUCCUUUCCCGUGACUGACUACAAAGGCUGCAAUGGAUUAACUUUUUUGUUUUAUUUGUUUUUUAAGGUUUUUUUUGGUUUUUAAGUUGGACGACAUUUAAAUGUAAAGUCAUACAUAAGUUAUAUUCGGCUUCUGUGUUUGGAAAAUCAAAGUUGUGUUGAAAAUCUUGAAAUAUUUGUGAAAUAUUGUGUUGAUUCCUCUUUAUUUUAUAGUUUUUUUGUUUGUUUUUUCAGUUUUGAAACCGUUAGAUCGUUUGAUCUUUUAGAUCUUUCUUUGGAAAACGAACCCAGCUCUGAGCUGUCGAGCUGUCAAAAACUUUCAACAAGCGAAAAACGUAACAAAACAAGAAAAAACUGACAAAAAAACAGACGAAAACAAAUGGAAUGUUGCUUUUCAGUCUUUUUUGUAACACCGAAAAAAAAAAAAAACUAACGAGAUACCUAUAUGAUCAUCUUCUGCACUAUCCAGAUAUGAAUGAACUUUCUGUGGUGUAAAUUUAGAUGUGCUUCUGUGUGUUCAAAUCAAAGCUUGUCUUCCUGCGGUCAGUAAAUAUACUCUAGCAUCUCGAACAGUAUUCACAGUAUAGUUGUUAAAUACUAUUUAUUGUACUAUAGAGAGGACAAACCGGGGGCUCUUUCUGAAGGAACACUCGGGAACCCGCGUAACCAAGAAGAUCCCUGAGAUAAUUUUACUGUUUGUUGUAACAUUUACAACUAUUUGGAGCCUUUUUUGCCUUUUUUAAACUGUUUUGGGGAAGCAUGCUGACUUAAGCUUAAUAUGCAAGUGGUGGAUCUUCUUACUUACUUUAUACUUUUCCAACGUCAACCCUGAUGAGUUUUUUUUUCUGUUUUUCUUUCGUUUUGUUGGGUUUUCUCACAUUUAGUUUUCUUUUCUCUUUUUAUUUCUCGUUAUCAGAUGGUGCACAAGCUUUAACCGAUAGCUCAGGCAUGCGUGAAUAUACAAGGUCAGAAGGUCAGAAGUCAAAUGUCAGAAGCCCAUCACUUUGGUCCACUUUGGACGUCCUGCCCUUUAUUCUUUAUUCUUUGUUCUCUUUUUUGAACCAGUUUUCCAGUUCCCACAUUUAGCUCUCUCUCUCCGGACACUUUUACAGCGAUGCUACGCUAGCAGCGUUUUAUCUCUGAUAUUUUGGUAUGUUGCGGUUGGGGGGUUGAGGCGGUGGUUUGUGUACCGUGAGGACUCUAGACUCAGCUCCAUCUCGGCUGGUGUGGACUGGCGUAAACUGUCGUGGACUGGCGUGGCCCGUUACUACCGCUAAUACUCGAUUUUUUUCUGCAGUGCAACUGGGCCUCGUCCGAUUAGAGCCUUUGUUUCCCGAAACGACCCAGAGGUCACACAGGUCACCCGCCCGGACGGCCAAUGCCACCGGGCUUCUACACGGAUGCAGUCAGAAAGGUGUACCGGUCAGUGGAGGCGCCGACAGUUCUCAAGCGUUCUAAUACUUAUGAAUAAUAAUAUUUCUUGCAAUACAUCAGCUUCUAUGUACUGUACUUAGCAGCAUGCAUUUUGUGGAACAAAGAAGAUACACGCCAUUGGUACUUUUUGGCGCUCUAGCAGUUUAUGGGUAAAUUACUUAAGUGUUUCAUCCAUCUUGUUUUUAUGAAUUUUUUUAAAAUCUAUACAAUAAUUGUAAAUAAAGAAUUCAAUGUCUUUGUUCAUUUAAUACUAUGCAAAAAGUCAUGCUUUCUGAUUGUUUAUCCACCUACCCUAGAGUGUGUUGCUGGAAUGUUUGUGGUCUAACGAAAAACAAACCGACAAAAAAACAAACAAACAAACAAACAAAAAAAAGACAAAAGUCAGUAACUAAUGUGAUGUAAAUGAUUUUCUAGCCUGACGAAACGUGACUCUGAUGAACUGUGACUCUUGCUGCUUGACUGUCUGUAACACGACUCCAGGCGGGAGCGCAAGUGGAAAAAGAAGGAAAAAAAAAGAAAAAAAUGAAAAGAAAAGAAAAAAAAACAGCACUUAAUAAAUUCCCAGAGCAGCAUGAACCAGAAUGGUGUCCAAUGAA